GAAUUCUCGCCAUCCCACAGUAAGGUGUCUCAUUGGGAUUCCGGUCAUGGCGAAGAGGAAGCGCAACAACGCUCACAUGAGCACGGCGUCCAAGAAGCAGGCCGCAGGGACGACGGGCAUCCGCACUCCACCGUAUGAGGCACACAGUGAUGGGCCGACCACAAUGGCGUCUGUCGUUCCCGCUGAAGAUGUCGAGAUCACGCUGGAGACGUUGCAGGCUCUGGCCGCGCAUCCCAGCGUCAUCAAAUCGAAGUCGUGCAAGGACUUGAGGACUGCCGUAUUCAAUUUUAGUCAGGCGUGUACAACAGGCCGAAAUGCCUUGACAGAGGGGAACAGCCUCACGGCUCGGAUAUCGGCUGCCCUGACCGAUGCGAACUACACCGAAGCCAUGAUUCUGCUGGCCGAGAUGCGCAUCCGAAAAGAGACUCCUUCCCUGGGUGCACUCUGUCGCUGGGUGCGAGUGUUGGAUGUGAUCAGUGGACUGGCCAUUCACGUCGAGCCGUCCACGAAGACGAUUGCAACCCGCACACCACAGAACCACGAGCUGCGCCAAGUCUUGGACGCAGUGCUGCGAGUGACUGGCCCUACUGAUCCCACAGCGCUGGGCACAGCUGCUGAGCCGGGUACGAUUGCGUUGCAAAGCACGUGGAACUUGCGCGACGCCCAAGAACCCACGCGCCAGACUCGCGCGAGCGUGGAGGACAAGACCAUCUUCAAAUCAUGUCCGCCCAAUCUGAAAGAAAAGUUCCGAAUCAUCGAGACUACGCCUGGUGUCGAAAGGAAGCCUCCCAAUCUCCACCCUGCUGUGCUUUUUGCCUCCCAAGAUGACACAGUCCUGCUCACCAACGGACCUCAAACGACAGUGCACAAUCAUCCGGUGGUGCCGAAUCUCCGAAUGAUCAAGGACGUCCUGUCCCCCGAAGAGUGUUCUUCCAUCAUUGCUGCAGGCGAGACAAUGGAGUUCAUCCCAGACGCGCCCAUCCGUAGCGAUGAGGACACGAGCGUUCUCGCCCACAACUUUUACUGGGUGGUAGACCAGGCCUUCCACGAUAAGCUUUGGGACAGAGUCAAAGCAUUUGUACCAGAGUCUGUCACAGGUAGACAGGUACGAGGGAUCAACAGAAGAUUUCGUGUGUAUCGAUACGUGCCUGGUGCAGAGUACAGAUGUCAUAUUGACGGCGCAUGGCCACCAUCCGGCAUCGAUCCUGUGACCGACGCAUACCAAUACGACUCUUCCCCACCAGACGCUCGUCAAUCCUCUCUCUUCACCUUCCUGAUCUAUCUCAAUGAUGACUUCAAAGGUGGCGAAACCACCUUCUUCAUUCCCAGCUGCCAAGAAGGUGUGAUGAAUGCUUACCCCGUAAAGCCAAUCAUGGGAAGUGUCGCAGUCUUUCCUCACGGAGAAGCCCAAGGAGCUCUCUUGCACGAAGGAACAGGCGUCGUCGAAGGCGCCAAAUAUGUCAUCAGGACCGAUGUGGAGUACGACGUUGGAGUCACAGUGCCACCAUCUGGUGAAUCUGCAACAGUUGGAAUCAAGCGAAGUGUCAUUGAAGAGUAAAUAGCGAUGAUCACACGAAUGUCAUGACCCAAAAAAAGAGAGGGAAAUUAGUAGAUUAACAACAGAACACCCAACCCAUGCCCAC
Molecule: messenger RNA, 1643 nt
Organism: Sphaerulina musiva SO2202
Lineage: Eukaryota; Fungi; Ascomycota; Dothideomycetes; Mycosphaerellales; Mycosphaerellaceae
Product: prolyl 4-hydroxylase
Exons: 3
Coding region: 47-1558 (503 amino acids)
Biological process (GO): peptidyl-proline hydroxylation to 4-hydroxy-L-proline
Cellular component (GO): endoplasmic reticulum
Molecular function (GO): iron ion binding; L-ascorbic acid binding; procollagen-proline 4-dioxygenase activity
Source: RefSeq, a predicted model, not a curated record